Arachis stenosperma is the source of this 1979-nucleotide messenger RNA. RefSeq lists its product as uncharacterized. Lineage: Eukaryota; Viridiplantae; Streptophyta; Magnoliopsida; Fabales; Fabaceae. The record is from RefSeq and is a predicted model, not a curated record. Gene Ontology annotation, molecular function: microtubule binding. The transcript is spliced from 6 exons. The coding region runs from base 135 to 1979 and encodes 614 amino acids. Gene Ontology annotation, biological process: microtubule cytoskeleton organization.
GUCUCCCCUAAAGUAAAGGAAUAUCUCAAACUUGAAAAUUUUCCAUUUCGCAACAACAAACAAGGAACAAACAGCGCUCAACUCCUUUGAGAUCCUGUCUUGUCUGAUCGCAACCCAUUCCGCUGUUACGUGUUAUGGGGAGGGAAGUUGCAGGCAUACAUAUGGUAGGCAAGAAGCCGAAUGGUUUGGAAGCUUCAGAUGGAAAUUUAAGUGAUAACAGUAGUGUGAAGGUUUCUCCCAAUAUUGCAGCAAUGGAUCGUGAGAAAAAUGAAUCUUAUGAAUCUCUUUCAUUCAGUGAGAAGAAGAAGCUUUUCGCUGCUAAAGCCACUAUGUUAAGAACUGAAUCUUUCAAGGAGAAGAACGAGAAGUUCGACGACAAUAAUAAAGCAGCAUUUCAUGAGAAGAAGGAAUUUUUCAAAGCUAAAGCGACUAUGGCAAGGACUGAAUCCUUCAAGGAGAAGAACGAGAAAUUCGAUGACAAUAAUAAAGCAGCAUUCCAUGAAAAGAAGGAUUUUUUCAAUGCUAAAAUCGCCAAUUCAAAAUCGUUGUCGCCUAAAGAAAAAGACGAGAAAUUUGAAGCGCCAAAGAGUGGAGAUGAUAACAAAUCAGCGUUUUCUGAGAAGAAAGAUGUUUUUAAUGCCAAGAUUAUUGCUACUACUGAAUCGCCCAAAGUGAAGAAUGAAAAAUCCGAAGUACAAAAGAUGGGAGAUGAUAAUAAAUCAGCAUUUUAUGAAAAGAAAGAAUUUUUCAAUGCUAAAACUGCUACCUCAAAGACCGAAUCGCCAAAAGAGAAGAACGAAAAAUUUGAAGUGCAGAAAACGGGGGAAGAUGAUAACAACCCAGCAUUUCAUGAGAAGAAAGAUUUUUUCAAUGCUAAAAUCUCUACUUUAAAGACGGAAUCGCCUAAAGAAAAGAACGAGAAAUCGGAAGUGAAGAAGAUAGUCGAUGAUGAUAACGCAACAGCAUUUCAUGAGAAGAAAGAUUUUUUCAAUGCUAAAAUAAAGACUGAAUCGCCCAAAGAAAAGAACGAGAAAUCCGAAGUGAAGAAGAUAGUCGAUGAUGAUAAUGCAACAGCAUUUCAUGAGAAGAAAGAUUUUUUCAAUGCUAAAAUCGCUACCGUAAAGACGGAAUCGCCCAAAGAAAAGAACGAGAAAUCUGAAGUGAAGAAGAUAGUUGAUGAUGAUAACGCAACAGCAUUCCAUGAGAAGAAAGAUUUUUUCAAUGCUAAAAUCGCUACCGUAAAGACGGAAUCGCCUAAAGAAAAGAACGAAAAAACUGAAGUAAAGAAGAUAGUUGAUGAUGAUAAUGCAGCUGCAGUUCUUGAGAAGAAAGAUUUGUUCAAUGCUCAAAUCACUAACUUGAAGACCGAAUCUCCGAAAGAUAAAGUUGAGAAACCUGAGGUACAAAAAACCGGUGAUGAUAACAACAUUGCAGCAUUUCAUGAACAGAAAGAUUUUCCCAAUGUUAAAGUUGCUACCUUAAAGAUUGAAUCACCCAGAGACAGGAGCCAAAAAUCCGAAAUACAUAAACAGAUAAGUUCUUCUGUUCCACAACCAUCUGAGCAAACCACUGAAAGGCAUGUCACACAUACACAAACUAUGGACUUGUUGCCAAAACCUAACGAUUUAAACUUGUUGUCCCCAAAAAUUACUGUUGUUAUAGACUCACCUAAUUCAUCAAAAAAUUCACAGCCAAACUCACCUUUUUCAUCAAAGAAGGCAUUGCUACGUGAUGGAAAGAAACACCGUGAUGAUGAGGAUAGUUCAUCUUCUACAUCACCUAACAGUGUGAAAUCUACCGGAUCUAUGCGAACAUUUAGAUCAAAGGUAACCGUAGGCACAGCCCCUACAUUUAAAUGCCCAGAGCGUGCAGAGAAACGGAGGGAGUUUUAUCAGAAGUUAGAGGAGAGACAACGAGCUCGUGAAGAAGAAAGAAAGCAGUACGAGGCAAGGAAGAAGUUAACUUUGAUGCUAAUCUAA